Messenger RNA from Priapulus caudatus, 1035 nucleotides. RefSeq names its product fibroblast growth factor receptor substrate 3-like. NCBI's taxonomy places the organism in Eukaryota, Metazoa, Priapulida, Priapulimorpha, Priapulimorphida, Priapulidae. The record is from RefSeq and is a predicted model, not a curated record. Gene Ontology annotation, cellular component: cytoplasm. Gene Ontology annotation, biological process: cell surface receptor protein tyrosine kinase signaling pathway. The transcript has 4 exons. The coding region runs from base 106 to 1035 and encodes 309 amino acids.
GCUGCGGACCCACGUAAGAAACAUCUUCAUCUUCUCAGUUCCUUGGCUUGGUUAUCCUAGGAAAGGAAAAAUACCAAGCAAUACUAUGACUGAGUGAGCGCGAAAAUGGGUUGCGUAAGCUCCAAGGAGGACAUCAACGACAUACAUCCGCGCGUGUUCACCGUGUACAAUGUCGGGGAGGAGGGCGAGACGUUCAGUCCGGGCAAGAUGCACAUCACCGACGCUGAGCUGAUCUUCUACCCGCGCGGCAAGGAGCCCAUUCUCUGGCCGCUCAAGUGUCUGCGACGAUACGGCUUCGACGCCGAGCUCUUCUCGUUCGAGUGCGGACGAAGGUGCCACACCGGCGAGGGAGUCUACGCGUUCAAGUGCCGGCGGGCCGAGCAGCUGUUCAACGUGCUGCAGGAGUGCGUGCAGAGCGCCGGCCACACGCCGGGCGACCCCCCGGACGGUAGCGGCCCGACGAUCCUGCGCAGCGCCACCACCAGCCGCCCGGCGUCCGACUCCGAGCUGCCGGCGACGCCCGCUCUCUCGUCGUCCUCGCACCCGCAGUCGAACGGCGGCGUCGUCGUCGACGCAGCGGCUGUGGGGACGCAUCCCGCGGGCCGCGCCGCCGCCGCCACCGCCGCCGCCCAGGCGAUCUACGUCAACGACGGCGACGACGACGCGGCGCCGGCGAGUCCGAAGAGCGCGGCGUCAUCGCCGCCGCACGCGCACGACUACGUCAACACCCCGCCCGUGUUCGUCGGGUUGCCCGCGGCGACGACGACGGAGCGCGCCGACUCGCAGACGUCGCGGCCCGGCUCGCAGGUGAGCACGGGUAGCCACGGCAACGGGUACGCGCGCGAGAAGCUCGGCUCGGCGGUGAACGGCGCGUCGGAGACGUCGGCGGCCGCCGAGGGCUAUGCAAUGAUCGACUUCGACAAGACGGUGGCGCUGUCGAAUUCGGCGAACCCGAGCCUGCAGAACGACGACGGCUCGUCGCGCAAGACGCGCCACAACAGCACGAUCGCGCCGACGGCCGCCGCGUUGCAGUGA